CCGAUACAUCCGCGCAGCAAUCCGUCCUUUAAGACCCGCGUGCGGCGCCCCGCCCGGCCGUGUAUCCCCGCGCGCCGCGCCCGCCGCCCAGCCAUGCCCGGGGCGCCGAUGACCGCGGAGGAGAUUCGCUUGGCCCAGGAGUGGCACACCAACGGCGACAUGGCGCCCAGCGACAUCGCGGCGAAUCUGCAGCGCGACAAGUCCUCCAUCACCCGCCUCAUCAAGGACAACUUUCUGAAGAAGACCACUGGCCGUAAGAAUGUCCUCAGCGAGGCUCAAGUGGCCAAUCUCAUCAGCCACCUGGAGAGGGUGAUCAAGAAGGCCAACGGAGAGUACGAGGUGACCUGGCACAUGCUGAAGACCAGUUCGCGGUGCAAGGCCUCGGAGGCCACCAUUGCGCGCGGGCUCCACGAGAACAGGUUCGAGCAGUUCACGGCCGACGGCGUGCCCUUGACCAAGGCGCAGCUGCGCACCGUGCCGCCCUGCCGGGAGAACUGGUGCAAGUGGCUCGUCGCCACCGCCACGGCGUUCGCCAGUGGGGCGCCGGCCGCCCCGCCGCAGCCCCCGCCGCAGCUCCGCCCCGCGGGCGGCGGCGCCGCGGCCGUAGAGGUGGAGGGGUUCUUGGCCCUGACGCGCCGCGUCUCCAUCCCCGAUGACCUCGCGAACACCUUGCACGACGGUGCCCUGGCCGUGGGGGCGGCCAGUGUCUCGGAGCUAACGGCGGACGAUUGGGCGGCCUUGCCGUCGUGGGCGAGGUUGCUGCCCUUGCAGCAGAGACGGGUGCUGUCUGCGAGUGCCGCGCCGCCGCUGCCACAAUUGAGGUGUUAGACACAUUUUAGUUUGCAGAAGUUAAAUAGCGGCCCGCGUCUGCAGGCCGAACCGCGCCGUUGGCUCAAGAUUCGUGUUUGUGUUCAUGACUGUCACCAAAUCACCGCCAUCGUGAUCA
Prorocentrum cordatum is the source of this 946-nucleotide messenger RNA. The record is from the annotation of a GenBank genome assembly. NCBI's taxonomy places the organism in Eukaryota, Dinophyceae, Prorocentrales, Prorocentraceae.